UCCUUCAUGUAUGUCUUUUAUUCCUAAUGUCUUUCUUCUCUCCCUCUUUUCACGGGCCUAGAAAAGAUGUUUUCUGUAUGUGAAAGCUUCUCUAACUGCAUGCCCACUCUACCUCAGAUUUAAUUGAUUUUUUUUCAUGGCAGUAACUAUGAGUAACACUCCUUGGGCUGCUGGCUUUCAGUCCACUGUUGAUGGCCAGCUGACUACUGUUUUAGGUCUUUUGUAAAUUUAUAUAAUCAUUUACCCACUCUAAAGCUGAGAUUUGCCUACACGUAGAUCCUCAAACUAAUAGACCUGAAAUUUAUUCAUUCUUGCCAGGAAAAAAGGACCAUCAUAAAUGUAUUCUUUAAUGUUAGCAGUAAUCCUACUUGAAGUCAUUAGUUUUUCUUUUGGAAGGUUGAAUGCAUUCCUGUCUAUUUCAUAACCUAGAAGAUUUCCUUUCUUCUAGAAUAUAUCAGAGCCUCGAGUACAUAGAAGAUAAUGCUACAGUUUUUCAUGCCUACUAUCUUUCGGCGGUAGCUAACACUGAGAUGAAAAACUCAGUGGCCUUGGGCCAUUUUGUUCUUCCUCCUGCAUGUCUGCAAAAAGAAAUAAGAAGAAAAAUUGGUAGUUUUAUUUGGGAACAAGAUGAAAAUGUUCUGAUAGAAAAGCAUGACAGAAUACCAUCAAAUGAGAGGGAAAGCAGUGAGCCAACCACAGAACACAAGAAAGAGUGGUCUGAAAGUGCAGAGAAUGAUUUUAUAAGGACAACUCCAGUUGUAGAAAAGCAGAUGUACUUCCCUCUUCAGAAUUAUCCAGUGAACAACAUGGUAACAGGCUAUGGGGCAGGAUCUUCCAGAACAAAGCAUCUUAUGAGCUAUCAUCAAUUAGAUAAGGGUUAUAUAUCAAUUGAUGCCUUGGAGAAAUUCCUUGGAGAAUUACAUGACUUCAUUCCUGGAAGCUCAGGAUAUUUGGCAUAUCAUGUUCAAAAUGAAAUUAACAUGUCUGCUAUAAAAAACAAAUUAAAGAGGAAACUAAGUUAAAUUGUA
Peromyscus eremicus (cactus mouse) is the source of this 1028-nucleotide messenger RNA. It is a transcript of the gene Terb2, whose product is annotated as telomere repeat binding bouquet formation protein 2. The record is from RefSeq and is a predicted model, not a curated record. Gene Ontology annotation, biological process: homologous chromosome pairing at meiosis; meiotic attachment of telomere to nuclear envelope. Lineage: Eukaryota; Metazoa; Chordata; Mammalia; Rodentia; Cricetidae. Gene Ontology annotation, cellular component: nuclear inner membrane. The coding region runs from base 402 to 1022 and encodes 206 amino acids. The transcript has 6 exons.